Diachasmimorpha longicaudata is the source of this 1497-nucleotide messenger RNA. RefSeq lists its product as uncharacterized. The coding region runs from base 461 to 685 and encodes 74 amino acids. Lineage: Eukaryota; Metazoa; Arthropoda; Insecta; Hymenoptera; Braconidae. The record is from RefSeq and is a predicted model, not a curated record. The transcript is spliced from 4 exons.
AUCCCCACCUCAUCAAUCGAACAAGCCUCUUCGCAUGGCAAGCAACGCGAAAAAUAUAUUAUUCAAAUAAUAAUCGAAAAUUUUCAUCAGAUUAUCGGCCAAUAAUCAAUGCAAAGAGUUUGACUGAAAAACUAAGAAAUCGGCGAAUCAGAGAAAUAGCAAUACUUUUGAUUUCAAAACCUCCCACUUUCCUCCACAUAUUCUCUUUCUCCGUCAACCCCUCCCGUAUAACUCUUGUACAACCGUUGUUACUAGUCCAGUGACGCUCGUCCGCUCUUUCUUUACCCGCACUGGUAAUACCAGAACAGAACAGUUAACGAGCGAGACUAUACACCAACCGAGGUUUUCCCUCCUCUAGUUACUCAGUUUAUUUUUAAUCAUCUGUUCGCGAAUAUACAUCAGCUAGCGCCAUGAGACUCAUUUGAUUUUUCAGAUUGCCAUAAUUGUCAUAGCACUCGCCAUGGUGUCAGGUGCACUGGCACAGGACUACAGUCAACUGUUCACUGGCUUUGGGCCCUAUCUACGUGCUGCAUCACCAAUGAGAGAUCCACGAUCCAAUCGAGGGCCCGUGCUGUUCCCGGUGGGACCACCUGGAAAUCCAGCUGAUACCAGUGGUGUCAUAGUUGGCGCUAGUGGAUUUGGAUUUGUGCCACCCAACUCAGGCUUCUUCGCUUAUUACUUUUAGAAGUAAUGACGGAUUUGCGCGUAAUCGAUGGUGAGGAACAUCGAUCGUCGUGCAAUCCACGACGGUUGCGGUAGACAUUAAAAUGGUCAUGGUAAUAUCAAUGACCUUGAGACUGACUUAUUCGUUGGCCUUGAGAGUAAUUUAGUGAAUAUUUUCAUUCAUCUGACACUUUUGAGACGAGAAAAUUCCUGGUUGAUGACUAUUGUGCAAUAAUUUAUGCAAGUUUAGAGAGGAGCGACAUCGAUUUUUAUAUGGUGAACAUAUCGAGGAUUGUCGGGCAUCCCAAGGUGACAUUCUAUAGGUUAAUAUGUGUACACAGUGUGUCGAGAUGUUUAAACACUUGAGGUUCUAUAUAUUUUUUAUGGUUUCUUUUCCUGUUUUCAUAGGCAAUAUUCUCAGUCCGGUAACGAUUUUGUUACCGUCAACAGGUGUUCACGCAUUCGCUUGAAAGAAAGCCAUUGUCGAAGUCAUUUCACUGAUGUCGAAAAAAAAAAAAAUUCCCAUUUUGUUGAAAUAUUCGUUUUUCUAUGACUUCAUCGGUGGAUUUCCUUCGCGAUUCGAUCUAGAUGAAUUAACAUGUAUCAACUAUUUAUUUCUUACCCAGUAAUAGAACCGAAGUACCUUAACUCCAGAUGUUAAUAGGUAGUAUUAAUUUUUCAAACUAAAUGUAUCCAUUCUUUAUUAUUUUUUAAAAAAUAAUCUUGUAAUUAAUGUCACGCUGUAGUAUAUGUUCAAAGAUAUAAGAUAUGUGUGUUGAACGAAUCAAAUUGUUUCAUUUUUACCAAUAAAAAUUAUCUUUAUGUUGAGAGAAA